CCUAAGUGUUAAAGUCAUUUAUUUAUUGUCAUCAAGUUAAUGGAAUCAAUGAUCAGGGUUGACGAAAUUUAUAUUGAUUUAUCCCAAUACAAUGCUAAGACUAAUCCAAGUAAACGUGAUUCUCAAGAUUUCACUAUACGUGGUUUCACAUCUCAAAUGCGGGAAAAGGAUCCAAAAAUAUGUAUGCCCUUUCCAAUAGAUAUAUAUAAGGAGCAAACUUCAGUUCAACCAUCAGAAGGAAAUAAUAUUGUUGUCAAUUCUGAAAAUCAACAAAAUUCAAUCGCUAACAAUUCUUCUGUGAGAAGACAAAUUGAUUUUCAUCAACUUAUUGAACUACGCAAUGACAAUGAUGAUAUGGAAAUUAGUCAUGACGAGGAUAAGGAAAAUCAUGGUAUGGAAAUUGUUACCAGAAUAACAGAAGCAGCAUGUCCUACCAAUGAGGUUGUUGUCCCAAGAUGUGCGACAUCAAAGAAAAAGAAAAAGGAUCUACGUGGUAGAAAAAGGAAGAGACGUGUGGAAGAGGUUCAAGACAUACAAGAAGAUGAUGUUGCUAAAACAAAUAUUAGGGAAGGAAAUAACGAUCCUCCAAAAAAUGUCGAAGAAAAUAAUGUGUCCAAAAACAAUGACAUAGAGAAAAAGCAUGUUGAUGAUGAACCACCAAAUGUAGAUAAUGCAACCAUGGAGGAGGUGGAGAUUGCAGAUAUACUUGCAAACAGUCUCAAUGAAAUAUCUAUUUUAAAAUUCUCAUGAGAGAAUGGCAUAGUAUCCAUGAUUCUACUCAACCAUCCAAUGUUAAGUUGGAUCGUCUAAGACUCAUGGUUCCCCAAGUGCAAUCAUGUGAUAAUUUAAAUCAAUCAACAUAUUAAUUUACUAUAAUGUAUCUAAAUUAUGUGAUACCUUUUUUCUAUAAUACUUUCCUCUGUCCAUUCUUAGUUUUUUUUUUUUUUUUUUUAUAAAUGACUACUGCAAAUUGACUCUUACAUUUGGUUUGUAAUUUCUAUUACAUAGUUUUGAGGCAUAAACAAAAGAGACAUUUUUUAUACUUUUGUUCCACGCAUAAUCCUUAAAUCAAGCCUUCUUUUUGGUGCAUUUGAUAUUUAAUGCCAUUAACAAUGCACCACAUACAACCAUGUAGUCGUUCCUUUUCUUUAGUUGCCUACUUUAAACUUUU
This is a messenger RNA of Cicer arietinum (chickpea), 1171 nucleotides long. Lineage: Eukaryota; Viridiplantae; Streptophyta; Magnoliopsida; Fabales; Fabaceae. The record is from RefSeq and is a predicted model, not a curated record.